Molecule: messenger RNA, 762 nt
Organism: Corylus avellana
Lineage: Eukaryota; Viridiplantae; Streptophyta; Magnoliopsida; Fagales; Betulaceae
Source: RefSeq, a predicted model, not a curated record
AUGAAGUUUUGCAAGAAAUACGAGGAGUACAUGCAAGGCCAAGAAAAAAAACUUCCUGGGCUUGGCUUCAAGAAGCUUAAGAAGAUUUUGAAGAAGUGCCGGAGCGAUUUUCAUUCCGACAAUGCCAUUGAUGGACUCCAUGACACCCAAACAUGCCCUCACCAUUGCCCAGUGUGCGAUGGAACCUUCUUUCCUUCUCUUCUCAAGGAAAUGUCUGCAGUAGUAGCUUGCUUUAAUAAGCGUGCCCAGAAAUUGCUUGAGCUACAUCUUGCUUCUGGGUUUCGGAAGUACUUUAUUUGGUUCAAAGCCAAGCUACAAAAUAACCAUGUUACCUUAAUCCAAGAAGGAAAGGACCUCGUUACUUACGCACUGAUCAACGCCGUUGCAAUCCGAAAAAUACUAAAGAAAUAUGAUAAGGUUCAUUACUCUAAUCAAGGCCAGGCCUUCAAGUCACAAGCUCAAAGCAAGCAUAUUGAAAUUCUUCAAAGUCCUUGGUUGUGUGAGCUCAUGGCUUUCCACAUCAAUCUAAGUGAAAGCAAGGUCAAAUCAGUUUUGUUUGAGGGAUGCAACCUCACAUCUAAUGGUGAUGGCCAACACUCACUUACUUGUGAGCUCUUCGAUUCCGUCAAAGUCGAUAUUGACCUCACUUGUUCCAUAUGCUUGGACACAGUCUUUGAUCCAGUUGCUCUCACUUGUGGUCACAUAUUCUGCUACAUGUGUGCUUGCUCGAGUAAUAGCAAGACACUUCUCAAUGGGCUGUAG